CCAGUCUGAAUGCCUCGAAAUUUAGCAUAAUCUUGUCUGCUUCCACCACGACCUGGAAUGGAGUUCCAGGUAUCCCAUAUGGCCCUGUCUGUUCUUGUCAAAGUAAAUUCAUCAUGUGUAUACUGUCCGUCACUAUACACUGCCUUGAGCUUAUCUUCUCGCAGGCAUUUACAGAAAAUAAAGAAAUUUAUGGGGGGGAAAAACUGCACAUACAACCAACAUGCAAAAGAUGACAACUUGUGCAAAUACAAAUGAAUGGAUAAUAUUGAGAAGAUGUGCCAUUGACUUGGAUACAAUUGGUGAGAUUUUGGCUUGCGUGGUAAUUGGAGUAUCGCUGUCAUUGUGUUUUGAGUGUGAAGAUUCUUGCUGCUCUGCCAGAUCUUUUUCUCUGGAAGUUGAUGAUCGUGGACCACAGUUUGCUUUGCUCUAAAGUGAGUUGGAUGUUCCCGCUCAGAUUUGCUGCAUUUGGUUGCCAAACCUUGGGAUGUGGCUCUGCACCAACUUUACGAGUAAGCUCUGACCCCUCGAGAAGCUCCCACCAUUUCACACCCCAAGCUGAGCAGGUUUCAAAAGACCUUCUUUAAAAUGACCAGUCUUUUCCGACGAAACAGUAGCAAUGGGAACUCCAAGAGCGGAUCACCCGCUGCCCCAUCGCAGCUGCUCAACAACAACAGACCACCCCGUCAGGUCCGAAGGCUUGAGUUUAACCAGGCCAUGGAGGACUUCAAGGUCAUGUUCCCCAACAUGGACUACGACGUAAUUGAGUGCGUGUUAAGAGCCAACAAUGGAGCAGUGGACGCCACCAUCGACCAGCUCUUGCAGAUGAGCUUGGACUGUGGAUUUGACAAUGGGUAUGAUGAGAGUUCGGACUCCGAGGACAGUAUCCCCCCAGAGAUCCUGGAGAGGACGCUGGAGCCGGACAGUUCGGAUGAGGAAGCCCCUCCCGUAUAUUCUCCUCCUGCCUACGACAUGCACGUGUUUGACCGACAGUAUCCGCACAUCCCUCCUCUGCCCCCUCGACGGCUUGACAUCCAGAGCUCCAGUGGGAGCCAGUCACAGAGACGGUACCGGAAUUGGAACCCUCCGUUACUCGGUAACCUACCUGACGACUUUCUGCGAAUUCUACCGCAGCAGUUGGACGUGGUCCAGAAUUCUCAGAAGGCCAAGAUCGGGACGGGCCCGGAGCCGCGUGGGUCGGCUGACCAGGAGCGGAAGCUGAAGCAGUACCUGGAAGAUGAACGCGUUGCUCUCUUCCUGCAGAACGAAGAGUUCAUGAAGGAGCUGCAGAGAAACCGCGACUUCCUGCUGGCACUGGAAAAGGAUCGGCUCAAGUAUGAAUCUAGGAAAUCAAAUUCCACCAGUGCAAUUGAGUCCUUGCCCAGCGAUGGCGUUAGUUUGUCUUCAGCUGUUCCAGCUGAAUCCGGUGCCACUGGUGUCGCUGAAGCAAGCGGUGUACCACUUGAUGAAGCCUUGUUCAGGGACAAAUUAAAACACAUGGGAAAAUCCACGCGGAAGAAGCUCUUCGAGCUGGCGCGUGCUUUCUCUGAGAAGACGAAGAUGAGGAAGCUGAAGCGAAAGCAUUCCUUAAAACAUCACACUCUCGGAACAGCACCCUCAACAGCAAAUCUCUUGGAUGACGUGGAAGGGAAUUCUUGUGAUGAAGAUAUCCAGUUCAGAAAGCAGACUGUGCAGGAAGAAGAUGAAGAAAAUAAGGAGGGAGUGUUAUGAUCCUGACAGCUUUGGACUGAGGGAGCCAUGACCAGAGCUUACGCGAAAGAGCACUCAUUCACAGAUGAAGCUGGUGGCAGUUACUGUACAAACCUUCAUCUGCUUUUUAUCCAUUUUCUGCAGUGAUUAAGGCACAAUUAUGUGUGGGUGGGCGGUGGAGUUGUAGAAAUGCAGAAAUACCAGUCAUCACCUUUGUAAGUCAAAGAUUUGAGACACUUGCAGUUCUUUAACUCUGCAGUCCUCAAAUCCUAGGUGCAUAGAUCUUCUAGAGGGGCUCCCAAUCUUCCUUUAUGCCAUGGACCCUUAGCAUUAACCGAGGAGUCCGUGGACCCCCAGAUGGGAACUCUUGUCUAGACCUUGGUGUUCCCUUCAUCUUGACUUACAAUGGUAAGAGCACUAGAGAGCUGGGUCUAGUUUUUAACUGUAGCCUUGUGUUCCAAUAAAUUUUGAUAGAAAAGGCCUCCUUCAGGCAUUGAACUGUAUUUCAUAUGGACUAAUACAAGAUUCAACGAUGUGUUAAUUCUUUAAUUUGGUAAUUAUAAUUGUCAAAUGAUGUCUUGAUGUGCCUAAUGAUGUACUGUAUUAAUUAACAGGUCUUACAAUAGACCAGAACAUAUAAAAUUACGUAAAUGCUUCUGUUGUAAUUACUGGGACUGUUUUUCCAAUUUAUUUUUGUUAAGGAAUUGUGGAAUUGCAAGGUGGAUUGUAAUGAAGAAGUAGUUGGUGGUUGUAAUGAAUGUUACAGGUUUGGAACCUGAAGCCUUUACAAAAGUUAUGUAAUAGUCCAAUGACAGUGAAUGUGAAUGGGGUGCUCGGCCAGCGCAGCUCUUUGUGAGGGAGCUGCCUUGCCAAGUGCAGACGUUAAACCGUUUAACUCGAGGGCAGCACCUAUCCACUGAGUUUCAAUGUCCCAUUACCAGCAUCGUAGAGACCUGCCAUGAUUUGAGUGGCCCUCGGAAUCUAAACUGAUCUGGAAAAUGGUCAAAUUGGCAAUGUAUUGUUUAAACCUUCUGCUGUUCUGGCCCGUUAAGGAAAUACAAACAUUAUCCCAACUGUUUUCACACUCGGGAGUGGCUCUCUCCUGAGUGUUUAUUGAAGACUAUUUUGGCUAAAAAUGACAGCUGAAUUUUACCAUUUUCUACACUUAAUUCACUUUGAAGUGUGUAAUAUACUGGUUGAAGUAAAAUUUUAGAGCCAUCUGUGCAGACAGGUGCAGUUGGUUUUCCCUCCUUUGUCGAAGAAUUAGUGCAAGAAAAGUAAUCCCUCACAGAAAGGGAGAGUGACUAUUCAGCAUUUGUUGCCUGGUCACGGAACAGUCUGGGCUGGAGUCUGGUAAUUAAUGAAUAUCUCCCCAUCUGCACUUGCACGGUGCAAUGAAAUGGGUCAUCAUUGACAUGGCCCUUUAACGUUAAAAGGCAGCUCAGUACAACACAAAAUAAAAUUGAAAUGGAUGAGUGUCAAUGAAUUUGAUUGCUGGUGAGAUUUGGGGAUUGCUGACAAGGUGUACCACAACUGUGUUUGCAGAGAGGCUCCAGCUAAAAGGGCAAAAGGCAUUUUGGCUGUAGAUUGAAAAGAACGGAAACUUGUAGCGAGAGUGUGAAACUUCCAAGAAGUGAGCUUGUUUUCCUGUUGUAGGUUUAAGUCAUUAGAAAGCACUUUGAGGAAAUGAAGAAAACUGCAACUAUAUUUGCCUUUCCAAGUCUCCUUUAACUGUGGCAUUCCAGGUACAUGAUGUGGAAGAAGGGAUGUCAGAGCUUUUGCCAUAAGCUAAUGACUCGUAUUGUCAAUGGAGCCAUACACAAUAUCAGAGCAGGGGAGAGGUUUAACCACAACGACAUGGGCGAGCCCCUCCAUCAAUCAAUUCUCACUAACGUACAUGUCCGGGACAUCCAGUUCUGAGUGCUAACAGAAGGGGGGAGAAAAACAAUAAGUGCUGUGUAUUUUUGUCAAAUAUAAAAUGUUCGAAAGGCAGCAGGAAAGGGGGUCUGAAUUUGGUUUCCUGCUCCUUGUGUUUGACGUUGAUUCUGUUUCACCGUUGUAAUCUGUCAGUUUCGGAUCAGGAGCGCCAGAUUUCCAUUGCGGUCGUCUCCCAAGCGAGCUUUGAUAUAUCGUGAGGAGGAAGAUGUUCCCCUGGGCAUGAGAUUUACCGAAGCAGAUGUGUUGUUGGUUGUUAUGGGUGCUCAGGCCUCUGUGGGAUUUAGACCACAUCUUGUUUCUAUUUAAAAAAAAAAUAAGCUGCAUCUUCCCCGUCUCAGUGCUGUAUCUUGCAGCAGGUUAAAUUGUACCAAUGAUUACCACUGCUGUCCAAAGCAAAAAGUCAUGGCUGUUGGCUUAAUGUAAGGAAUGGAGUCAGUUCUGUUGCAGCUAAAGUAAUUUCAAGUAAAUUUAUUAUCAAAGUACGUGUAUGUCACUAUAAACUACCCUGAGCUUCAUUUUCUUGCAGGCAUUCAAGAUAGUAUGAAGAAAUGCAAUAGAGUCAAUGAAAAACUACACACAAAGACUGACAAACAACAAAUGUGCAAAUACACAAAAACGUACACAAUACUGAGAACAUGAGUUGUAGAAUCCCUGAAAGUGAGUCCGUAGGCUGUGGAAUCAGUUCAGUGUUCGGGUGAGUGAGGUUAUCCACACUGGUUCAGGAGCUGGUGAUUGUAGCAUAAUAACUGUUCCUGAAGCUGGUGGUGUGGGACCUACAGCUCCUGUACCUCCUUCCCGAUGACAGCAGCAAGAAGAGAGCAUGGCCUGGAUGAUAGAGGGGUCCUUGAUGAUGGAAGCUGCUCUUUUAUGGCAGUGCUCCUUGUAGUUCCUGAACCUGAUGGUGUGCAUCACAACCAUCUCAAAAUCAAGGCAACUUUAUCUAUCUGUUGUAUCUAGGCAAUUUCCAUAAGAUACCAAAGUACCUGUACUUAAGGAAUGAAAGGUUCCAAAUGUACCUUAGUGGCUGCCCAUGGUGCUUCAUUGGUGGAGGCCUGGAGGUAUCUGUGGUCACCAGCAACCUUGCAGGACCAUGAAAUGGAAGGAGUGGAGAUCAAGCUUUUUAAAUAUAAUGGGUGAAUUCAGUGAGUAAGGAACAGAAGUUCAGGGUAUUGGACUCUUUUGAUACACAAGUGUGAUUGGGUCAACUUCCGAACGCAAGAUGCUCAGAACUUCAUUACAGAGAGUGAAGAGAGCGAGGGACCGGGGGUUCCCACUUGUUACCCAAAGCACAGUCAGCAAGGCAGAGCUGUGACAAAUCUGGGAAAUCAUAGAAGUGAAGAGAUUUCUGGCGCAAGUCAGCCACUGGGCCAAUCAUACCCACACUCGAUAAUACUGAACUAACUGUAGUCCUGGAGCUUGUGAGAGAGCUUUUUAAAAUGAUUUUCCCUCCAUCCUGAUUUCAGACGAGUUCCAGAUCCCUGCCCCUUUGGUGAGUAAAAUAAUUUUUCCCAACUUCCUUUUUUUUUUGAUCCAUGUCCCUCAAUUCAUUACCCCCUAGUUAGUGUUCAGGGAAGUGUCUUCUUUCUGCUUGGUUUCUUAAAUUUACAUGUCACAACUAAAUUUGUCUGCCACCCAUGCUCCAGGGAAGCAACCCCAGUCCGGACAACGUCUUCUCACAGUUACUGUCAUUUUGGCAACGAUUCCUGUAGAUUGACUGCAUUCUCUCUAGUGCUGUCACAUCCUUCCUGUACUGUGAUGCCCAGAACUAUACACAGUGCCUCUGUCACACCUGCCUCCAUUGCUACCCCCGGCAGUGCAUUUCCAGCCACUCCAAAGUUCAAACUACAUUUAUCAUCAAAGCUUACAACCUUGAGACUCGUCUCCUUACAGGCAGCCACAAAACAAAGAAACCCAAAAGGACCCCUUUUUUUAAAAAAAGACCAUCGAACACUCAGUGUGAUAAAUCAGGCAUGCAAAUAGCAUCCGCAAGGAGAAUCUGUCCACAGAUCCUCAGUUUAGCGCAGAGCCAAGUAAACGAGCUGAACUGGCCUGUCCUUCGGCUCGGGUCUCAACACCCCGACCUUUUUCUUUCUGGUCCAGUGUCUAAAUCGUCGUCCAAGCAUAGGGUCCAGUGGCUUCAAUGCGCUCUGGGGCCUGGACCCAGCCGCCUCGAUUUGAUCUGAUUCAGUCUAGUUCUGCUGCAUCAAAUUACCUCCAAGUUCACUCCUCGUUUUAAAAAAUGCCCCGCACCUCUCCUUUGAAUUUUCCCCCCUCACCUAAAAUGCAUGCCCUUUAGUAUUUGGCAUUUCAGCCAUGUGGUUGGGACUGAUACAGGCUGUCUACUCUGUCUCCAAUCAUUUUUAGAAACUUCUCUAAACUUCAUUCUUCACUCAACAUUGAAGCAGCUGUUCCUGCUCAACCUCAUAGAAAUAAUUGCAUCACAUUUUCAAAGCAUUUUAGUUUAGCAUUGAAAUAAACACAGAAAGAGCAGGCUAAGCUAGCCAAGUUAGGUAGUAUUGAUAACAUUCCAGGUCAAACAUCUUUCACCAGAGCUUCCAGUGUUUGAAGCAUUUUCUGAUUUCAAACUUCCAGCAUCUGUACUGUUUUUCUUUGAGCUUAGCUUCGCCUGUGACCCUUUCCACUGUUGCACAUUCCCCAGAUUAAAUAGUUUAAAGCUGUUCUGCCACAUGCAUUGUACUUUGGAGAAAUGUUGUUCAAAUUCUUUGCUCCAUUUAUCUGUAACUUGCAUUUUGACUACCUUUUGUGAUUUGUUCUUCCAAAGCUGUGCAGUUAAUUAAUUGGGGUAUUUGACCGAUAUUACUUCAGGAAUUAAUCCUGCCUCUCGCAUCAUACGCCAGUCGUUUCUGUGAGAUCCAGCGACACUGAACUAUCUGACUUGCUUUCCAAAACAUGCUUGCUGCCUUUUGCAAUGGCGCUCAGUUUUCUCUUCUUAGUAGCCGUGCUCGGAUAGUCGAGUCAAUUCCGUAACGUAGGUGCUUGCAGAUUGAGCUCACACCCUCCACGCAGCUCCCUAAUUUGGCCGUUCCCCGUGUCAAUAAAUAGUUGAAUCGCUUGGGUUAUGCGGCACAAAAACCCAUUCUUCAACCCACCAUGUCCAGAGAACCUAUCUGUUACUAAUCCGCUCUCCCAGCACUUGACCGCUAGUCUCUACGUUCUUGGUGAUUCAAGUGCUCGUCUAGAUACUUAAUAUUGUGAGACACUCCACCUGCUUGAAUACUGCAGACACUGUUUUCCUGAUUCCAACCAUCCUGGGGUUCAGUAAAAAAUUCUUCCUCUGGUUCUCUCAGCCCCUCACCCUUACCGUUUGCUGUCUAGUUUCAGACCUGUCUCCUGUUGGGAAACGUUUCUGAAUUGGUUGAAGCGAUUUGUCAAUGACUACGAGGCAGAGCCUUGUUAAUCACCUUCAUUGUGCCAAUGACUGGACAAUUCUGGAGGUGGGCUAACAAGAUCUCACUCGGGGUGGGAGUGUAGUUCCAGUAUACAUUGGGCUGGCAGUAUGUUCCUGGAGGCUAUAUCAGCCCUUGCUGUCAUUAAGCCGAGCCCUUUCCCCACACGUGUGCACACCUCUUCAGUUGUAGGGCUUUGAAACAGGCCCUGCAGUCCAACUAAACCCCUCUAAACCUUUCCUGUGCAUGUCGCUCUCCAAGUUCCUUUUAAAUGUUGUUAAUAUACACACCACCCUCCCUCCAAUAGAAAAAAAAAGUUGCCCCUCAGAUUCCUAUGAAAUCCUCUCCCCUAUCACCUUUAACCUAUUCCCUCUGGAUCUUGCUUUCCCAGCCCUGAGAAUCCAAUGAGUACAUUCACCCUAUCCAUGCUCCUUAGUCUUAUAACUUUUUUAAAAAAGUGAAUUAUCUGAAGAAAAUAGAACAAAUAAGUUUUAUUUUAAAAUGGUGCCUUUUCCUUUUAUUGUUUGGGGUUGGUUAAGAGCAUUGUUUUUGAAAUUGGGCUUUAAUUUCUCUAGGCUUGUCACCCAUAGAGUAUCUGAAUCAGAUCUAUUAUCACUGACAUGUCAUGAAAUUAGUUGUCUUGCGGCAGCGGUACAGUGCAAUAAAUUAAAACAAACUGUAAUUACAAUGCGAUAUAUAUAGUUAGGGUGCCUAAGACUUUUGCACAGCACUGUGGUAAUUUUAUGUAUUGCACCAUACUGCAAGAAAAACAAACUUGAUGAUAUAUGUGAGUGAUGAUAAUCCCCAUUCUGAUAUGCAAGGAGUAAGUAUACAAUGUCUGAUAUUAAAUUGAGCCAUUGCGUCUCAAUAAUAGAGUGGGAAAGCGGCAGGGAGAGUGGAAUCAUGAUUGGGAAAAGUGAAAGAGUGCAUGAAGCACCAGAGAGACGUCCUAUAAUGAUCAAUAAACAUUGUUUGGAAUCAAAUGACCUUGCCUGGUGUCUCAAGGCUGGGUGUGUCUGCACCUACACCAACCCUUCCUGCCCUGGCAACUUCUCUACCACCUGUCCCACACCCCUCCCACGGCGCUCCAGCUUUGCCAUUCCCAACAUCCUUUGCUCCUGGGAGAUUUACAAACUGGCUCUCUGCUCCACGUUGAUAAAUACAGCACUGUGCAAAAGUCUUAGGCACCCUAUCUAUAUACAUGUGCCUAAAAUUUGCAUAGUACUGUACAGUUCUCUCUGUGUGUGUUAAUGUAUAUAUGCAUUUAUGUAUAUAUAUACACACACAUUGACAGUGUAUAUAUUAUUUUAAUUAUAGUUUGUUUUAAUUUAUUGCACUGUACUGCUGCCACAAAACAACAAAUUUCAUGACAUCUGUCAGUGAUAACACACACACUCUCUCUCUCUCUCUCACACACAUUCACACACACACACUUUCUCACACACACACACACACACACACGCGCGCUUUCACACACUCACUCACACACACACACACACACACACACACACACAGAGUGUAUAAAUUAAGGGGUGCAAAAAGAGUGCGAGUGUCUUUAUUCUGGACGCAUCACUGGAGAAGCAGGCACGUUUGUGGUGGUGAUGAGUGCACGACAGUGAGGUUUAUUGUGGUGAGCUGCUGGGUGAUAGCUCUUUCUUAGGGCAGAGCGUUGGGUAAAGUGUUGUUGUGUGUCUCAGCAGAGAAGGGCAGCAAUUGGAGGAAGUCACGAACGAAAAAAUCUGCAGAUGCUGGAUGUCUGAGCAACACACACAAAAUGCUGGAGGAACUCAGCAGGCCAGGCAGCAUCUAUGGAAAAGACCAGAAGGGUCUCAGCCUGAAAUGCCGACUGUUCUCUCUUCCACAGAUACUGCCUGACUUGCCCAGUUCCUCCAGCAUUUUGUGGGUGUGUUAAUUAGAAGGAGUGAGCUGAUGAAGACUGAGAACUGCUCGAUACUCAGGUACACAUUCCCCAAGCUGCAACCUGAGGAGGGGGGGAGUUGAACAAGUUUACCUCACUUCAUCAGCAAUAAGUUCAAAAAAUCUAGGUAGAGUUUUUGUAAAAUAAUGCUUCAACCCCUCCCUAGCUGUGAAACGUCACAACUCCUCCAAUCCUCUUCACAACAGGUGCCAAUUAUGAUCUGACUUCACACUAAAACAGGCACCGGUUCAUUAAAUGUUGCUUGUGAAAUAUACAGAUGCCAUUUUGCGGCUUCACUAAUAACAUCUAAUUAGUGUGAAUCCAUACCUGGUGACUAAAUCCUCUAACUGGGACGGUUGGAGUUGCUGCCUCCUCCUCCCUGUGUUUACUGUUUUCCCCAAUGUAUGUUCAUAAUCUUUGCUCCGUAUCUGGUUGUUGUGUUGAUCGUGCACAGAGGGGCAGGCCAAAGAUUGUCUAAUAAAGGCCAAAUAGAAUUGGAGAUUUCUGUGAAUCCUUUGUUGUUCUCCCCCCCCCCCCCCCCCCCCCGGGGCUGUUAAUGUGUUUAAGGUUUUUCAGUUACAUUGGCUGAAGCCACUACAUAGAUCACCAGAGAGGUUAUUUUUCCCAUCUUGGCACAAAAGACCGAGAGCCUCAUUUACUAAAAUUCAUUUCUGAAAUUUGGCUGUGCAUCAUCCAAUUUUUUUUUUGGUAACUUUUGAUAUUUGUUACGGAAUUCUGCUCUACCCACGGUCUCGGGAAGGUGUGUGUUACUCAGAGGAAGGUUUAGGAGGGGUGUAACUCCACUCUUGGAGAGGCAGGUCACCCUCAGCUUAUUCCCUCUUGAUCUUAAUUCCCCAACGUGGGGAUCAGAGUAGUGUGUUCAUCCUAUCCAUGUUCCGUAGUCUUAUCAUUUUUAACAAGCUUCUAUUAUCUGAAGAAAAUAGAAGAAAUAUAUGUUUUUUUUUUAAAAAUGGAUCUGUUCCUUCUAUUGCCUGGGGUUGGUAACGAGCGUUGUUUUUGAAGUUGGCCUAUAAAAUCCCUAGGCUUGUCACCUCUUAGGAUCUGGAUUGGAUUUAUUAUCACUAACCUAUAUUAUGAAAUUUAUUGGUGAACCUUGUCUUGAUCGCUGAUUGGUUUAAGGAUGCAGGCAGCUGAGUGCACAAGUAAGCGCUGAUUUUGGCCUUUUGGCAAACUAUUGGACUUAGUUACAGAAAGCCCACGGUCUGUGGGUCAUUUGGAAAGUCUCUAUAUACUCCUAGUCAAUUGGACGGCAAGAAAAUCAUGGGCAUGUGAGGGAGAUUAGGAUAUAGGGAAAUUAGGGCAGCAGAGUAGUGUAAUGGUUAGCAUAACGCUUUACAGUACCAGCAACCCAGGUUCAAUUCCCACCACUGUCUUGUAAGGAGUUUGUCCAUUCUCCCUGUAACCACAUGAACUUUCUCCAUGUGCUCCGGAUUUCUCCCACAGCCCAAAGGUGUACUGGUUGGUGGGUUAAUUAGUCAUUGUAAAUUGUCCCGUGAUUAGGCUAGGUCGGGGGUUGCUGGGUGCUGCUGCUCGAUGGGUCAGAAGAGUCUGUUCUCAAUGGUUCCAUACCAUUGGUAAAUAUGAACGUUUCAGAUGGACAACAACUCGUGCUUCUAUUUCGUUUGACAACUGAAAGUUAACCUUUAACGAGGUCAUAGUUUUCCCGGGAACUGACCAAACCCAUGAAUAGCGCAAACACGAGGAAAUGUGCAGAUUCUGGAAAUUCAAGCAACACACACAAAAUGCUGGUGGAACGCAGCAGGCCAGGCAGCAUCUAUAGAAAGAAGUACAGUCGACGUUUUGGGCCGAGCAUUUUGUGUGUGUUGCUUGAACCCGUGAACAAAUCUGUUCUCCUUUGGAGAUGAGGUGUCAAUGGCCUUUUCUCCUUUAUUGAUGAAGCGUUCUGUCUCACGAAAUGAAUUGUGACAACUUGGAACAACUGUAUAUGGUCCUCAGUUAAAUAUUAAUUAUCUAUAAUUGGCUUGCCGUAUUUAAGCCCACAUACUCUGUUGACAACAGUAUAUGAAUUAUGUAUUCAGAGUUACAUUACACUUACUGAACCUGCUUAACGUGUUGGUUUUGCUAAACAAUAGGGAUCUGAGACACAGUUUGAUUUUGGGAAUAUUAAUUUCCUGUUGUCAGUGCUUUGAAGUUUAAAUUUUAAGUGACUAAAACUGAAAUGUGCCUGAAACUUAACUAAAAUGUAAAAUAGGUUUGUAUAUGAUAAUUACGGGAAAAUUAUCAACCUUUGAACCAAUUCGUUGACUGCAGUGACCCUGAGGCAUUUCAGUGUGAUAUAAUUGGCAGCUUGUCUUUUGACGUUUUUAAAACAAGUAUCAUUCAGGUCUAACUUCUAGUCUGGGUUGGCAUUAUCCAACUCAGCUUUAAUGUGGGCGGGGGAGAGGAUGGAAUUUUGUAUGUAGCCCCUUUCUCUAUAAAUCACACCCCCCCCCCCCGCUCCCCAUCCUGUCAGGCAUCUUGACCCGUCUGUGGUAGAGUCUGCAGAUCCCACGUACGCCACCUCAGAACACACCAAACUGGAAUGGAAGCAAGUCUUGAGGGACUGUCCAGAAAGAAUAUGAUCAUUGGAAGGUGCCCACUUGCGUGCUAUGUGCUGGCAUGCACUUUGUAUGUAAACACACUUACAUGCAUGGUACAUACAUCCACACUGACAUCACGUGCUGCUUAAGAUACAAAUUCAUACACAUUCUCAAAAUCACAAAGUAAUGACUUUAUUAUUGAAGUAUGUAUAGUCACCAUGUGCUACGUUGAGAUUCAUUUUCUAGCAGGUGAUCACCAGGAGAUAAAGAAAUACAAUAGAAUUUAUGAAAAGCUACAUAAAGACACUCAGUCACACAUAAACACGUGUACAUCUCAUGCUGGAGGGACAGGAGCUUUCCAGAUGCAGGUAGAUUAAUGGCUUGCUUUGCGUUGCCUGUUGCUCCACCAACUCCCAUCCAUAUCCCAUCAGAGGCAGAGCACUGACACAUCAGAUUGUCUGGCCAACUGCUCUCGUCUUAUCUAAGGGCUCUUAAAACCCAAAUCUUCAAGCUAGUGUUUACCUCUCCAUCUAAACAACAAAUUUCACAACAUAUCUCGGUGAUAUUAAAGCUUGUUCUGAUUUCUGAUCCCCUAUGCCAAUAUUCUCUCUUUAGCCUGCUAUUGAAUCUGAUUAUGCUGAUCUCUGGCAGCUUUGAGGGUAUCUCUGCAGAUUUAACCCAAUUUUAAAUCAAGUUUCCUGCCAGUAUCUAGCUUUUGAAACAGAGCAAUUUGUGAUUUGCCUUUAGAUAGAGAGAAGAAUUUGAAAUGGAAUAAAAACUUUUAUCCAAAUUGUUAUAUUAAAAAAACAUUUCUUGAAUUAAUUUUUUAAAAAGAGAAAUGGUAUCUUCAAAUAUGAACUCUAGAGUUCAAAUUUGCUUCUGUUGACAGUGGUAAGAAUUAUAGUAAAAUAUUUUAACGACAAAAAGUAUCUUAAAUUUGUAUUUGAAUAUCAAAAUGUAGAUGGAGAUGUGAACUUAUGAGCAUAUUAUAAGCCUGUUCUUAUUUCAAUGUAAAAUAAAUGUUAAGUAUAAAGAGGUUUUAAAAUGAUUGAGUUUGUCGUUAUCUUAGAGAUUUCAUAUUUGAUUUUUUUUCUUAAUAAACUUAAUGAUGUUUUGUUUGUCAAUAGUGACCUUCAUUUAAAAUAAAGUUGUGUUGUACUCAU
Molecule: messenger RNA, 12694 nt
Organism: Hypanus sabinus (Atlantic stingray)
Lineage: Eukaryota; Metazoa; Chordata; Chondrichthyes; Myliobatiformes; Dasyatidae
Gene: cuedc1b
Product: CUE domain containing 1b
Exons: 11
Coding region: 586-1728 (380 amino acids)
Molecular function (GO): ubiquitin binding
Source: RefSeq, a predicted model, not a curated record